AUGCACUCCGGCCUGCCCUAUCAUGCACGCCUGCACACCUCAGCAUUAUAUCUUGCGUACCCCUUCGACCGUACUCUCUUCGCAAUAGUUCCCCUGGCUUCACUAUCUGCUUCACCUUCGUCUCCCCCGCCCGAGCCCGGUCCUCUUAAGAUGAGACAACGGCGCUCAACGCACAGGGCUAACUGCCAUCCCUACCUCUUCACGCUCAUCACCCUCACCGCUAUGGCUGAACUAGGCCUUACCGCCUUUCUUAUCAGUGCGGGGAGCGAGAUCCACACCUGGGCCAGUCCAGGAUAUUAUUCCCUCCUAAUAUUGCUUUGCGUUGAGGCUGCCUGGACGCUCCUUUUCGCUGGUGCAUAUGUACUCUGGGUCGUUGACGGCGCAGUGCACGUUCUGGCCAAUGUAGCCAGCUCUGUCAUAUGGCUGCUGCUCACCUCCAUUCUAUGGGGUGCUGGCACUGGGCUUAUACAUGGCAACCGGAUCAGUAGCAACUGUCCUGAGCAUGCCCCUCUUUCGCGGUGUCGCCAGACAAUGACCGUCGAGGCGCUCGGCUGGACCGAAUUUGGCUUGUGCUGCCUGACACUCAGCGCAACGAUCUUGUGGUUGAGAACCGGAUUGGGGAAGAGAAAUCAUGUCAAGGAUUCGCGGACUUUCGUAUAG
Messenger RNA from Sparassis crispa, 660 nucleotides. RefSeq lists its product as hypothetical. The coding region runs from base 1 to 660 and encodes 219 amino acids. NCBI's taxonomy places the organism in Eukaryota, Fungi, Basidiomycota, Agaricomycetes, Polyporales, Sparassidaceae. The transcript is spliced from 4 exons. The record is from RefSeq and is a predicted model, not a curated record.